GGCCUUUAUGGCCCGUGCACGAGGACGUCACCGGGAUCCAAGCAUGAUUAUGGUAAUCAAUCUUGUCCACGCGAUCCUGGUGCUUUUCCGGGGAAAGCCGUUGUUCGCUGGUGCAUCUAUCUGUCCCUAACAUAACCACACUCGCCAUCAGCCGGAAUCACAGGCAUAUUCAAUACAUCCCUUGCCAGGCAAUAUUGUCUGCUCAUGCUAUGACAACGAAAACAGGCGCGGUCGUCUCUUCGAAGUGAACGAUCGUUGGAUCUCCCGAAGACACCGCUUGCUGUACUCUGAUUAUGCUGUCUGCUGUUUGAUUGAGCCCCGACCGAACAAGAUAAGACAUUGGCGUCUUUAACACAACUAUAUCCACGACGGAAACCUCUUACAGAUUUAACAGUGCCAUUACCUUCCACGAUGCAGGCGUCCGACAUCCGACUGCGCAAGGCUGCUUCUUCCCCGGAUCAGACACACCACGCCAAUGGGAUCCUGAGAAAAGACAAGGGAGCGGAGCAGCGGUUGAAACAUGGCAUUCCCAUGCAACUCUUGCGAACGCUUCUGCUCGCCACUUGGUUUAAUUGUUGCGCUGUCACCAUCGUCGCUACGCAGUUACUAGGCUCUCCGUUGUACCUGAUAAACAAGAAAUGGUUCUAUAACUACAUGGCGAUCACGAAGCAGAGCUUUGGCUUGGUGAUUACUGCCAUGACUGAGUGGGGAUGUCCAACACUUGUCCGUGUCAGUGGGGAUAAGAGUGUGAGAGGAGAGCUAAGUGUGGCUAAAGACGGGAGGUUGGAAUCGGGGUUCUCUGAGCGGCUCGUCCUGAUUGCCAAUCACCAAGUAUAUACCGACUGGCUCUACUUGUGGUGGUUCGCCUACACGAAUCGCAUGCACGGUCACAUCUUUAUCAUCUUGAAGGAGUCCCUCAAGUAUAUCCCCGUCAUCGGACAAGGCAUGAUGUUUUAUGGCUUCAUUUUCAUGGCCCGCAAAUGGCAGUCGGACAAGCCUCGACUGCAGCACCGUCUGGAGAAGCUGAAGACAAUGUGUUCAGGACCGAUGUCUGGAUCGCAGCCCUACGACCCUAUGUGGCUUCUCAUCUUCCCGGAGGGGACGAAUCUAUCCGCCAAUACGAAGAGAAGGAGUGAGGAAUAUGGCGCAAAAAACGGACUGCCUCUGUUCAAGCACGUUCUUCUGCCGCGUACCACGGGGCUCUUCUUUUGCCUCCAACAACUGAGGGGUACGGUUGAUUGGGUAUAUGACUGUACUGUAGGAUAUGAAGGACCACCAAAAGACAGUCUCCCCGAUAAGUAUCUGACUUUACGCUCGACUUACUUGCAGGGACGCCCUCCUAAGUCAGUCUGCAUGCACUGGAGGCGAUUCGCCGUGAGCGAAAUUCCUUUGGAUGACCAGAAAGAGUUUGAAGCCUGGCUCUUGGCUCGUUGGGCCGAGAAGGAUGAGCUACUUGAAGAGUUCUUUGAGACUGGCAAAUUCCCAACAGAGCUAGAAGGAUCUAUUUCCUGCCAUUCGACAGACGAAGACCAGAAAACUGCUGCAGCUCACGGAUAUGUAGAGACAGAUGUCAAAUUGGGCCAUUGGUCUGAAGUCGGACAUAUAUUCACGGUGCUUGUGGGCGCUGCGUUGCUCUUGAAAAUACCCAAGCUUCUGUUUAGAGGAGCGUAAAGAGCCAAAUGCUGGGUUCUUAUGUUUAUUUGAGCUUCCGAGUCACGCUCAUAAAUGUGGCAGCUGGGACGUUCUUGGAGUGAGCCUCGAGGCUUGACUACGACACACGAUUUGUUUAUUCGACUGACGAGCAACAUGCGGGGGUUUUCUAAAGGAGUCACAGAUAUACAGUAUCUAUUUCAAUUUUGCUGUAACAACCCUUGGGCUUUGACUUCUCAAUCGAUCAUUUAAUAAUUAUAAUAACCUACUCUAAAAAAGAGUCAGCUAGGCUGUAAACGCGGGCUGUGGCGUCU
Messenger RNA from Paecilomyces variotii, 1964 nucleotides. RefSeq names its product putative acyltransferase. Gene Ontology annotation, cellular component: endomembrane system. Lineage: Eukaryota; Fungi; Ascomycota; Eurotiomycetes; Eurotiales; Thermoascaceae. The coding region runs from base 412 to 1671 and encodes 419 amino acids. The record is from RefSeq and is a predicted model, not a curated record. Gene Ontology annotation, molecular function: acyltransferase activity. The transcript is spliced from 2 exons.